CUCACUAGUCCACUGCAUCAGCUAUAUCAUUUUAAGGUAUUUCAAGGCUAGUGGACCGGUAGGACCAAGCCACAACCCGUUUGGGCAGACAAAUAUUCUUCUGUCUGAUUUUCACGGACCAAUCUGUGCUGGGCAUACAUCAGGAUAGCCCAAAGACAUAACCUUAGCAGAAGCGUCACCAUCACUUGUUUCUUAUGAGCCUUCUCGCAGCGCGAGAGUUCACGGCCGCCGUGCACGAUGUGUCUGGGUCAUCGUCUCGCGCAGCACGGCGCGUGGUGUUGAAUGCCGACCUGCUGAAAGCUGCGAAAGUCUGUGCCGGCGAUGUCCUCGCAAUUGAAAGCGUUGCGUCAGACCACAAGACCUUCGCAGUAGGCAUUGCAUGGCCCUCAUAUGAGAUAUCACAGGACUCCGUGCUAGCGUCGUCUUCCCUGCUUCUGACCGCCCAUGUACCAGAAGGGUCAAAGGUCAAGGUCAUCCCACUGAACAGUAGGAAGCUCCCGUCGCAUUUGCCGCCCGUACGAUCGGCCCAGGCCGCUCAGGCCGUUCAUGUGCGAGAACAAGGAAGCCGACGGGCGAAAGCUCCAUCUGCGAAGCAGGCUCAGCCCAGCAACACGAAGCGUCGCGACUGGCUGGCCCUUUUGAUCCGAGAAGCACUUGUGGAUUUGAGGUAUCUGACGCCCACGCAGACGGUAGACAUCGUCUAUGAAGGUAACACCCGGCGGUUCUGCGUGUCCUCCGUGUCCCCGGGCCGUGGGGCGAGUGCGGGGGAAGAGGAUGAAUUGGCAGGAAGCCUGCGGUCGAUGUCCUUGGACGCUUCGAAGCUGUGGAUCGUGGACUGGGAGACGGAAGUAUAUUUGGAUCGGCAUUCGUCCGAGACGGGGCCGGAAGGCUCGGCCAAUAAGCUGGCCACGCACGGCGUGGAAAGUGCCACUGGAACAGAUGCAUACGCCGCCGUCGGAGGAUUGGACAAGCAGAUUGCGCAAAUCCGCGACCUUAUCGAGAUUCCGCUCACUCGUCCCGAGCUGUUUCGCCACUUUGGUCUCAAACCUCCACGUGGCAUCCUUCUGCAUGGGCCACCCGGGACCGGCAAGACGCAUCUCGCACGCGCCAUCGCGGCCUCCACGCACUCCUCCGUACUCGUCGUCAACGGGCCCGAGCUCUCCUCCGCGUACCACGGCGAAACGGAGUCUAAAUUGCGCGACGUCUUCGCUGAGGCGCGCGCGCGUAGCCCGUGUAUCGUCGUGCUCGACGAGGUCGACGCGCUUUGUCCGCGUCGGGAUGACGGGCCCGGCGGAGAGGUCGAGAAGCGCGUCGUCGCGCAGCUGCUUACCAUCAUGGACGGCAUGGGAGACGGCGCAAAGAGCACGGACGAGCGCGUCGUGGUCGUCGCCACUACCAACCGGCCGAACGCCAUUGAUCCUGCAUUGCGGCGUCCCGGUCGAUUUGACAGGGAGAUCGAAAUAGGCAUACCCGAUGCCGAGGCCCGCUUCUCGAUACUCAAUGUGCUUCUUGCAAAGACGCCCCACUCGAUAUCGCAGACCGAUCUCCGCUCUGUCGCUGCCCGCGCCCACGGGUACGUCGGCGCGGACCUGAGCGCCGUCGUGCGCGAAGCAGGCACUAUCGCCAUCAAGCGCUGGCUCGCAGCCCAACCUCCUUCAUCCGACCCAUCCGUCGUUAGCGCUGCGCCACAGCUAAUCCUAUCGGACCUCCUUACCUCCCUGCCAACAGUACGGCCAUCUGCGCUGCGCUCGCUUUUCCUCGACACGGCGCCCGUGCACUGGUCCGACAUCGGUGGACAGGCGACGACGAUCCAGAAGCUGCGCGAGUGCGUCGAGUGGCCACUUCUCCAUCCUGAGGCGUUCGAGCGACUUGGGGUGCGUGCGCCCAAGGGCGUGCUCCUGUACGGUCCGCCGGGGUGUAGCAAGACGCUGCUUGUACGCGCAUGUGCGACGGAGAGUGGCGUGAACUUCCUGGCUGUGAAGGGGCCCGAGCUGUUGAACAAGUACGUAGGCGAGUCUGAGCGAGCGGUUCGCGAGAUCUUCAGCAAGGCCCGUGCUGCUGCGCCAUCCAUCGUCUUCUUCGACGAGAUUGACGCAUUGGCGACAUCACGCUCAUCCUCGGACAGUUCAGGCGGAGUCCAUGAGGGUGUCUUGACCAGCCUCCUCAACGAGAUGGACGGUGUGCAGGAGCUCGUGGGUGUGACAAUCGUUGCGGCAACCAACAGACCAGAAGCGAUAGAUUCGGCCCUCAUGCGUCCUGGCCGCCUGGACCGCAUCCUCUAUGUCGGUCCGCCUGACCAACAAGGCCGAGAAGACAUUUUGCAUAUCCGCACGCGCAAGAUGAGCAUCGAGCCUGGCAUUGACUUUGCCGAGAUUGCUAAGAUGACUGAAGGCUAUUCUGGCGCUGAGAUGGCCGCGCUGUGCCAGGAAGCGGCGCUGCUGGAGAUGAAGAGAGACAUCAAUGCCCCACAUGUGCUGUACGAUGCGUUUGUGUCGGCCGCUCGUGCGAUGAAGAAGCAAAUUACACCAGAAGUAGUGGCGAGGUACGAAACGUGGAGAGACCAAAACGGCGCGACAGAAGCAUAGGAUGUCUUUGCGGGUGUAAGCAAUGAUCCAGACGCAACAAAUAUGAGUACUUCCACGCCGCCCGCCCGUCUUUCUCCGCGCUGCCGAAAGGGCCCGCAAAUCCGUAUGUAGCAUCCAAGGAAAGAUUCUGGCUGAAGAGGCCGAGUGCAGCAGUGAGAAGCCCAGCAAGGAGGUAGCAGGGUGGUGAUGGACGGAAUCUAUGAAUAAUUAAACAAAGGCUCAAUAUGUGUGACUCGCUGGAUCGAAAAGACCUGCCUUGGCUGCGGCGAUGAGAUCAGCGCGCGCGAGCAUGAAUUAUUGAAAGCUGG
Laetiporus sulphureus 93-53 is the source of this 2893-nucleotide messenger RNA. RefSeq names its product AAA family ATPase. The record is from RefSeq and is a predicted model, not a curated record. The coding region runs from base 195 to 2585 and encodes 796 amino acids. Gene Ontology annotation, molecular function: ATP hydrolysis activity; ATP binding. Gene Ontology annotation, cellular component: cytoplasm. Lineage: Eukaryota; Fungi; Basidiomycota; Agaricomycetes; Polyporales; Laetiporaceae. The transcript has 15 exons.